GGUGUGAUCAUACCACUGUGGAUUGGACAAUACUUUCUCGUGACGUGGGUUCAUAGGUUAUGAGGAAGUUGUUGAUGAAUGUCAACCAAAAAAGCAUGUAGGGUACUCAACUGUCCGGUAUUCCGUAGUAACCACCCACCUAGCCCACGUUUACCCCUCAGUUGCAUGGUUUAAGUCUGCAUGGCUUGCUUUUUCAGGAGAAAGGUUGCUGCCCAGCUGUGUAGGAUAUUUGGACAUAAAGAGGAUGCCUUCAUUCCAGCCAUCUCCGCUAUUCCAGUGUCAAAGAAGCAGAUAAGCCCAGACCUUCAGCUGUCUGUAAGCUUUCUCGUGAAUAAUGGCUUCCUCUCCUCUGACGGGGACUUCAAGACUAAAACAGAGUUGCUGGCAAGACAGUUAAAACCAGAUGGAGUGAUUGAAGAAGUCAUCCCUUCCCGUGGAGGGAUACAUUUUCGAAUAAACAAAAUAAUACUUGCUAAGAGACUGUUAGAACAACUUCAGAAGGAUCCCCAGGGGUUUGGAGUCCAGAGUGAGCUCUUCAGAGGCCUCCAUGGGAGACGAACACUGGUGGAGUUCAGCUCACCCAACAUUGCAAAGAAGUUUCACGCCGGACACCUCCGCUCCACGAUAAUAGGAAACUUUAUAUCCAACCUGAAAGCGGCCCUGAGGAAUGAGGUCAUCAGGGUGAAUUAUUUAGGAGACUGGGGAAUGCAGUUUGGAUUGCUGGGAGCUGGCUUUCAGCGUUUAGGAUCUCAAGACAAACUCCGAGAUAAUCCCUUACAACACCUUUUUGAUGUGUACGUCCAGAUUAACAGGGAGGCUGAAAAUGAUGAGGCCAUCCAGGAGGCUGCACGAGAAUUCUUCAGAUGUCUGGAACAGGGGGAUGAACAGUCUUUGUCACUAUGGAAACAGUUUCGUGAGAUUACGAUUGAGGAGUACCAACGUAUUUAUAAGCGAUUAGGUGUUCACUUCGACCACUACAGUGGAGAGUCUUUUCACCAGAAGAAAACGCUUGACGUUUUACAGCAGCUCAGGGACCGCGGCCUGCUGACAGUCACAGAGAAAGGCACUGGUGUAGUGGACGUCUCCCCAGCUGGUGACAUGUCAAGCUAUGCCACAGUGCAGCGUAGCGAUGGCACCUCACUCUAUAUCACAAGAGAUAUUGCUGCUGCAUUAGACAGGAAAGAAAAAUAUGACUUUGAUGAGAUGAUCUAUGUGACGGACAAAAGCCAAGCAGUUCAUUUCCGGCAGCUCUUCCAAAUCCUUCAGGCCAUGCAACAUCCAUGGGCGGAGAGGUGUCAUCACGUGCCCUUCGGCCUGGUGCAGGGCAUGAGCACACGGCGGGGGGAGGUGGUGUUUCUGGAGGAUGUGCUGGACGAGGCACGGAACCGGAUGCUAAGGAACAUGAACCAGAGCAGGACUACUAAAGACCUGGAUGACCCGGAGGAAACUGCGGAGAAAGUAGGAGUCAGCGCUCUCAUAGUCCAGGACUUUCAGGGCCCCAUCACGUCCGAUUACAAGUUUGACUGGGACAGAGUGUUGCAGUCACGGGGAGACACCGGGGUUUUCCUACAGUACACGCACGCUCGACUUCGUAGCUUGAUACGAAUGCAUGACGGAGGAGAGGAGACCAGCUGUGACCCGCUGCAUCUCCAAGAUAAGAGGAGCAUAUUGAUCCUCCAACACCUGCUGCGGUAUGAUGAAGUGCUGUAUCAGUGUAACCAGGAGUUACAACCCCGAUAUCUGGUCAACUUCCUUAUGACGCUUUGCCACCUGGUAGCGUCUGCUCACAAGGAACUGCCUGUGAAGGGGAGCUCACCUGCUGUGGCCCAGGCUCGGCUGCAUUUAUUUGGAGGUGCCUGCACUGUGCUAGCCAAUGGCAUGGCUAUUUUGGGGAUCAAACCAGUGGACAAAAUGUGACCCAAGUGUUUUUAAUAAAUAAACCACUUUUCUGUUUGACCUACUA
Messenger RNA from Clupea harengus (Atlantic herring), 1963 nucleotides. It is a transcript of the gene rars2, whose product is annotated as arginyl-tRNA synthetase 2, mitochondrial. NCBI's taxonomy places the organism in Eukaryota, Metazoa, Chordata, Actinopteri, Clupeiformes, Clupeidae. Gene Ontology annotation, cellular component: mitochondrion. Gene Ontology annotation, biological process: arginyl-tRNA aminoacylation; mitochondrial translation. The record is from RefSeq and is a predicted model, not a curated record. Gene Ontology annotation, molecular function: arginine-tRNA ligase activity; ATP binding.